Messenger RNA from Salarias fasciatus (jewelled blenny), 3774 nucleotides. RefSeq names its product cryptochrome circadian regulator 1b (gene cry1b). Gene Ontology annotation, cellular component: cytoplasm; nucleus. The record is from RefSeq and is a predicted model, not a curated record. NCBI's taxonomy places the organism in Eukaryota, Metazoa, Chordata, Actinopteri, Blenniiformes, Blenniidae. The transcript is spliced from 11 exons. The coding region runs from base 585 to 2297 and encodes 570 amino acids. Gene Ontology annotation, molecular function: FAD binding; DNA binding. Gene Ontology annotation, biological process: entrainment of circadian clock by photoperiod; negative regulation of DNA-templated transcription; circadian regulation of gene expression.
GGUUCCUGCCUGCGUAGGUCGGAGGGCGGGUAUGUUGUGGCAGACGGGACGUCGUGCAUGGCCGAGUCUACACCUUUUUUAAUUUUAUAUACAACCAUAGGCCUUCUAAUUUAGAGAAGUUUGACUUAUUUUUGUGCGGAACGACCUUAGUUGUGGACACAACGGUGUAAGUAUUCGUUGGAUUACACUUUUCUGUUCACGCGCUUCGAGCGUAAUAACGCAUUAAACAUAUCUCGUCGCUGCUCGGGAGGAGUAUUACACUCUGGGAAAUAAUCGGAAAAAUUGUGUUAUUUUUUUGAGUUCGAGCUCGGAAUUGGGAUUUUUCUUUUUCUUGCGUCUGCCGUGGUCGUGGGCCAUCCACACAUGCAGUCGCCUGUGAUCAGGAGAGCCAACUCUGUGGAUAAAUUCAUGGAGCAAGGUUAAAGGCCGGACGAAGAUUCGAGAAACUACAGACGAGCUUUGAAAACUUCGUCGUCCCUGAGGAUAUCUCCGAAACUUUUCCUGUCACAGAACCUUCGUCCCUGUUUGUAUUUGGGACCUACACGUUUUCGCCCCCACCCCCCUUCAUAACAUACAGAGGAGACAUGGUGGUCAACACCAUCCACUGGUUCAGGAAGGGACUGCGGCUGCACGACAACCCGGCUCUCAGAGACUCCAUCCGGGGAGCGGAAUCACUGCGAUGCAUUUAUAUCCUGGACCCCUGGUUCGCUGGAUCCUCCAAUGUGGGCAUCAACAGGUGGAGGUUUUUGCUGCAGUGUUUGGAAGACCUGGAUGCCAGCCUGCGCAAAAUCAACUCCCGCCUGUUUGUCAUCAGAGGCCAGCCUACAGACGUCUUCCCUCGCCUUUUUAAGGAAUGGAAGAUUAAGCGGUUAUCUUACGAAUAUGACUCUGAGCCAUUCGGGAAGGAACGCGACGCUGCCAUCCAGAAGUUAGCCAGUGAAGCUGGAGUGGAGGUGAUGGUGCGGAUUUCACACACCCUCUACAACCUGGACAAGAUUAUCGAGCUCAACGGCGGUCAGCCUCCACUCACGUACAAGCGCUUCCAGGCUCUAAUCAACCGGAUGGACCCGGUGGAGCUGCCUGUGGAGACAAUCACGUUUGAAGUCAUUAAAAGAUGCCUCACACCGAUCAGCGACGACCACGACGACAAGUUUGGGGUGCCGUCUUUAGAAGAGCUUGGUUUUGAGACUGAAGGCUUAAGUACGGCAGUGUGGCCAGGAGGGGAAACAGAAGCCCUCAUGAGGCUGGAGCGGCACCUGGAGAGGAAGGCAUGGGUGGCAAACUUUGAGCGUCCACGCAUGAACGCCAACUCCUUACUGGCCAGUCCCACCGGCCUCAGCCCCUACCUGCGCUUCGGAUGCCUCUCCUGUCGUCUCUUCUACUUCAAACUCACAGACUUGUACAGAAAGGUCAAGAAGAACAGCACGCCUCCGUUAUCCUUGUACGGCCAGCUGCUGUGGAGGGAGUUCUUCUACACGACGGCCACCAACAACCCCUGUUUCGAUAAGAUGGACGGAAACCCGGUGUGUGUUCAAAUCCCCUGGGAUCGAAACCCCGAGGCCCUGGCCAAGUGGGCGGAGGGCCGGACAGGUUUUCCCUGGAUCGACGCCGUCAUGACCCAGCUGAGGCAGGAGGGCUGGAUCCAUCAUCUGGCGAGACACGCCGUGGCUUGCUUCCUCACCAGGGGAGACCUGUGGAUCAGCUGGGAGGAAGGCAUGAAAGUCUUUGAGGAGCUGCUGCUGGACGCAGACUGGAGCGUAAACGCUGGAAGUUGGAUGUGGCUUUCGUGCAGCUCGUUUUUUCAGCAGUUUUUCCAUUGUUACUGCCCCGUGGGAUUUGGACGACGCACAGACCCAAACGGCGACUACAUAAGGCGAUAUUUGCCCAUUUUGAGGGGUUUUCCAGCGAAAUACAUUUAUGAUCCGUGGACCGCCCCAGACGAAGUGCAGAAGACCGCCAAGUGCAUCGUGGGAGUUCACUACCCCAAGCCCAUGGUGAACCAUGCAGAGGCCAGCCGCAUCAACAUAGAGAGGAUGAAGCAGAUUUACCAGCAGCUCUCCUGCUACAGAGGACUCGGCCUGCUGGCAAUGGUGCCCACCAAUCCAAACAACACUGCAACUGGCAGCAGUGCGGCAGGAGGCAGUGCGGGAGCCAGCCACGGUCCUGGAGUAUCGUCAGAGGACUCCUCCAUGCAAGAAGGAACAUCAAGAACAGAAAGAGGACACUCUGUGCAGAAGCGCCGGCGUGAAGAGACGCUACCUGAAACCAGCCGUAAAUCCUGGAAGCAGGGCAAAUAGGGUCUCUCACAUGGUCCCGUCAUCACGCUCUCUGGCCGUGGCCUCGGCUAAUCAGCGAUGAAAACUUCAAUCACAAGCAUGAGGGAGACAGAAAGGGAGUCUUUAAUCCCUUUGUUAUUUCAUGUUCUUCUUUUUUUUUUUUUUUUUCGAAGGACGUCCUGUUGUGCAUGAUGUGGAAAGUCAGGAGCUGGCUGGUAAAUUGUAUUUGGUCAGUUGAGAUUUGACACAACUCAGGAAUUAAAUUUAAAAAAGUAAAAACUAAAAUUUAAUUAAAAAUGCCCAGAAAAGUUUGUUUUAAAGUAAAAAAAAAAAAACCCAAUAUAUGCUAACGUGUUUUCAUCCGAGUUUCGUGAGGCUAAUAGUUGUCUUCCACUAGAUUAUGUGAUUCUUUAUGUAAUUGAGUUUCCUAAACUAGUGAGGUUGCAGCAUGUUUGUUAUAAAUGAGACCGGAAGCCCCCCUAGUCUGUUAUCAGUGUGUGAUCUGAACGCCAGACAAUAAUCUGAGGCCCCUUUUUCAAGUAAAAAUGAAUCGUUUUUGCAUUUACGUUUCAGAAGUUGCAUGUUUACACGGCAAUGGAUGAAGUGCUGAAAACAAUCCAGUUUUCAUGUUAGGUCAGUGAUGGGCGCUGUUAUUUCUUUUUGUGAUAUUUGUUUUUGCCAUUUGGUGACUGUCAACUCUAAAACUACCGAGUCCCAGGAGAAUGCAGACUUUGAGUCAUGACACACUGGAGGCAGACGUUGUUAAUGUCGCUCUACUGAGCAUGUGCAGAAGAACCAUUUACGUUGGCCACAGUGCGCUUGUGCAGUAGCAGCGGUUUCGCCGGGAUGGAGCCUGAGCGUUUUUCUAAAGUAUCGUUUUCCUUCGUUUCCACGGAGACAGUAGUCGGAGCAUUUUCAGCGGCUCCGACCCUCGUACUCAUGUAAACAGACACCCAGAAAGCAACAGAAGUUUCCCGUUUCGAAACGGUUUUCAUGUGAACGGGGUCUGAGUAGAUCCGCUCCCUCACAUCUCUGUAAAACAUCAACGUGUUAAAGGAUUUCCUUUUUGAGCGAUGUAGGGUGAUCGAGAGGUUGAUGGAGAAAUUACAACUUCUGGACCAAACUCUCAUAUAUUGGCUUUUUGUUCUCUUUCUAUUAAUAGAAAAAAAAAAGCCUCAAAUUGUUUUCUAGUUGUUCAGCUUUACAGCAGGAAGGAGAAUCACGAGCAACGAUGAAGUAAGCUUUUCAAACAACAUCUGACACUUUCUGUAAAUAAGUGUUUUUAAUUUCCAACUUUUGUAUAUUCGUCUGUGGGGUUUCACAGCUCCUUUUUGUAAAUAAUUUAUAAUUUACAAAAAAAAAGCAUCUUCUAUUGUAAAUGUGUCUUUUUUUUGUCUCCCAUGUGAUGUUGAAUCUCAUUAUUUUUGUAUAAAUAAUGAACAAAUUUUAAAUGUAUCAAAAUUGCAAUAAAAUACAAAACAAUGUUUUGUUUAAUGGC